Molecule: messenger RNA, 5386 nt
Organism: Mya arenaria
Lineage: Eukaryota; Metazoa; Mollusca; Bivalvia; Myida; Myidae
Product: cyclin-Y-like protein 1
Exons: 8
Coding region: 433-1503 (356 amino acids)
Biological process (GO): regulation of cyclin-dependent protein serine/threonine kinase activity; regulation of canonical Wnt signaling pathway
Cellular component (GO): plasma membrane
Molecular function (GO): protein kinase binding; cyclin-dependent protein serine/threonine kinase activator activity
Source: RefSeq, a predicted model, not a curated record
UUUAGCCCGUAGCUUAAGUUGAAAAAAAAACUUACUUCCGGUCAUUUAUUUCUCGCCGGAGAUUCAAGAAUUUCCGUAGAAUACUAGGAAUGUGAAUGGAUAAUAAGAUGUAGGUUAUUGAAAAUAGCAUAAUGAAUCUGAAUAAUGAAAUAAGGCUAUCAUUUUUUUCUCGUACCCCUAAGACAUUUUGAUUUCUUUGUCACUGUCGGUGUACAAAUUUGACAGUUCGCAGAAAAUCGUCAUAACACAGAGAUUUUUAGCUGCAAUUUUGAUUGCAUAUGUAUGAUCAUUAUCACAUGAUAAUUAUACUUUGCAUCGAAAAGAAUGUGUGGGUAUGAAAGGAGAAGAAGCAUAAACUAAAAUAUCUUCCAUCCAAAGAUCAGACACAGUUGGGGUUGUUCACUUUUUGUCCCUGAAAAAGACUGAAAGAAAAUGGGAAACAAAAACAGUUGUUGUGGUUUUAAACAGUCUAAAAAGAGCCGUGAUGAAGCAUACCAGCCGUCGUCAAACAAUGUGAGAAAUGAGGAUUCCUCAGACAAUGCACGACACCAGAGCUUCUCGUCAAUACCUGGGGAUGGCAUUCAGCACAUUCUUGAUAGGGAAAAUCUUCCAGAAGAUAACCUGAAAGAUCCAUCGAACAAUCCACUGGAGAAGACAAUGUUUUACAGAAGGUCACAUGUGGAAAUCAGCAAGAACAACAAAAACAGGAGAAAGAGCCAGUAUGAUGACCUUGCUCAUAUACAAAAUGGCGGCCCAUACGGAGAGUUAAAGAAAUACAGUUCCUGCUCUACAAUCUACAUAGAUGACUCAAUAAGUCAACCGAACCUAAAGAACACAAUCAAGGCAGUCACACUGGCAGUGUACUACCAUAUAAAGAACAGGGAGAGUGAGAGAUCACAUGAUAUCUUUGACGAGAAACUGCAUCCAUUGUCUCGAGAAACCGUGCCGGAUGAUUAUGAGAAGAGGGACCCUGAACACAGAGUGAUCUACAGAUUUGUGCGGAACCUGUUCAGUGCAGCUCAGUUGACUGCAGAAUGUGCAAUAGUUACCUUGGUAUAUUUAGAGCGAUUGUUGACAUAUGGUGAGAUCGACAUUUGCCCAUGCAACUGGAAGAGGAUCGUUCUUGGUGCUAUCUUGUUGUCCUCAAAGGUGUGGGAUGACCAGGCAGUGUGGAACGUGGAUUACUGUCAGAUACUGCGGGAUACGGCUGUGGAAGAUAUGAAUGAACUAGAGAGGUUUUUCCUUGAGCUUCUACAAUUUAACAUCAAUGUGCCAUCAGGGGUGUAUGCCAAGUAUUACUUUGACCUCCGUGCCCUCGCUGGGGACAAUGACAUGAGCUUUCCCCCACAACCACUUGAUAAAGAGAGGGCUAGAAAAUUGGAGGCGAUGUCCUCAACAUGGGAAGACAAUCUGAAGAUGCUGUCUAAGCCGAAGCUUGCACGCUCCAACAGUCUUGACGGCGUCACCCACAGUCACAGAUCCAGCAUUGCUAUCUUGUCAUGACCCUUGCCUUUAAAAGCCCCCCCUUUAGUCAUACACACGCGCUUGUCUCAUACCAUGUAUAGAAAAGUUUUAAUCUGAGUUAUAAACACGUAUUUCAGUCCCGAUCAAGGUUUCAAACCAAGGGUUUUAUCUGAUUAAGACUUUGUACCAAUUCCCCAAUUUUUGAGGUUUCAAACUUUUAUUCUUUAACUGUGAAAAUGAACCUUAAUAACUAUGAAACUUGAGAAUGAAUAUUUUGCCAUCUGAAUUUGACCAAUACAUACCAGCGUUGCUUUUUAGUAAUUUAACACAGGCUGGUCUCAUAUAGCCACGACAUGCAGAAAUGGGUCUUUUCGCUAAUUGUUUGAAAUUCGUCAGUUUUAAAAAUCAUGUCCAAUAUAUUUUAAAUACUGGUACUUAAAAUGAUAUCUCUCUUGCCUUCACAACACGCUAUGGGUAGGGUUUUAGUUAUUGAUUUAUGGAAGGGUGCUGAACCCUGUCACAUUUGUUAGCAUCCAGCUGCUGUCAUAAAGACAAGCUUGGGAAGCCUUCUGUCUUUAUAGUAUUAAAUGCUUUAGACUGCCAAAUAUUUGUUUUGAUUAAUAAAAAUCAUAAAUUUAUUAAAAAUCACACAUUUAACAUAUUUGGCAAAUGAAGCUUUAUAUUACUUCAAUUGGACACCAUUCUUAAAAAAAUGUUUAAUUCAUAUUUGUUCAAAUUCUUUAGAGCCCAAUACAUCGUGUCCUUUUUCGCCUUUGCACCCCGUUGUCUUCUACAGCACCAGGUCCAGUUUAAAACCUGGCUAGAACUCUAGUUCAGAUGUUGCCAUUUUGUUUGCAAUUGAACUUUGAAGCAAAUAUGAGGUCAUAUGAAAAUUUCCGCUGAUGUCAUAUUAACUUUAAGGCCUAUAAAAUAAUACCUCAGGUUUGGGUAACUGUGCCUACCUUCGAAAUAUGCGCCAACCAUAUCGUUUUUAUAGUCCGUUGGUUAAAAAAGCACUUUCAAAAGAAGAAAAAAUGUAUGGUAUAAUAUGCUGGUUAAUUAGCUUUUAUACUGAACAUUACUUGUAUGCCUUUCUCUAAUGAUGACAAUAAAGUUUUAACAUAAUGCCUGAUAGAAAAAUUUCCUAUUUACCCGACUUGUUUUUGAACAAGAUGCAGACCUAACCACACAAUUUUUAUAAUUCUUUUGGCCUAUGACCUAUUUCUGCUUGUUGUGGUUGAAAUAUAGCCAAGUGGUUCUAACUACAGAUACUUGUUUAUUGGAGAUGGCCAGUACCUUGACCAACGGCCACAACACUCAUGAACUACUUUCUAGGGAAGGCCCUUUGUAUCAUUAAUCUUUUUUGAAAUUUGAAUAUGCAGUGCUAUUCUUCUUUUGACGAUUAAAGACUUCCACACAAAAUAUAUUUUAACCAGUCUGCCAUCGUAUUUCAUACCCAGAUUUUGAAGGUCAAGGUGUUAUGCUACAAUAUUCAAAAGGGCAUUUACUUAUAAUUAUAUAUAUACUGUCAUAUUUGAAUUCAGAUUUGUUUCGAUAAACAGUGCAUUUAUUUGAGAACAGUAAUUUUGUUGAAUAUCAUGCCAAACAUUUUUGUGAGGCGUAAACAAUUGUGAUGCAUGAACUAUUGUGAACAACUGUGAGGCAUGAACUAUUGUGAACAACUGUGAAGCGUGAAAAAUUGUGCCAAUUGUGAGUGAUCACGUAAUUAUCAUUUCUGAUAAUGUUAUGUUGUUUUUUAUGUUGAAAUCGUAAGUAGGAUAUAUUACGAGACUGUGUUAUGGCUUUUGAAGUGAAAUGAUAAACAGAUUCACUUACUAAACAACUAGAAAUGUAACAAAUACAGUGCUUUAUUUUUUAUGUUGAUUUAUAGCACAAAUCAGGAAGUAAUACUUUGCACUUUAAAAAGGAAUUAAUUAAAGAUAAUUCAUCAACGCAUAAGUUGUAAAUAUUCAUUAUUUAUAAAAAAGUUCAUGCAUGCUUAAAUCAUACUCUUAGCGUGACUUAGUCACUACCAAAUAAAGUAGAUAGAUUGCUUUUGUAAAAAAAAUAACAUUUAGAUGCCAUCUAUAUUCCAUGAAAUGAAAUUUACAGUUCUGAAAAAGUUUCUAAAAAUCUUACAUACAUUUAUUUUCUGUUAGUACGUGUAUAAAUACGCAGGUUAAAAUCUUGACUAACCAAUCAAUAUAUUAUUGAUUUUACGGUUAGCUAUACCUGGUAUUUAUGAAGUGCUUAGAAGUAACUUUAACCAUACAAUCCCGUAACCUUUUACAGUCAAUGUUUUAUGAUUCGAAUUUCUAAAUUAUUCAUAGAUAGUAUUUCUUGCCUUUCUUUGGUUUACCCCGAAACAAACAGCAGGAUAUUCAAAAUGAAUCUCAACUCUUUUCCUGUUGUUAAAUUGACGAAUAUAUAUAUGUUAUUUUCUCUUUUUUUAAUAUUUCAAACUUUGUUAUUGCAAUUAUUAUUUUAAAUUUCGGAGAAAAAGUAUAACCGGGUGUAAUACUAUUUUGAUCAGUUUCUUGCUCAUUGAAUAACAAGGUUUAAUGUUGUUUUUUGCCUUUUGAAGGAGGAUUUCAUAAAUCUAUAGAAAUCAAAGUAAGAAGCUACUCUUUUUAAUUUUGUUUAAGUUAUUAUUCUUUGUUGUCUUUGAGAUUUGUGAUAUGUUUUGACUCUUUGUAUCUUGUGUUGAUUUUGUCUUGACUUCUGUAAAGGUUUUGUUUCACAAAUAAUUCUGAUUAUUCACUCUGAUACUUUUAUUGCAAAUACCAAGUUCUCAAAUUAUUGUCUUGACCAAUGGAUACUGGCAAAACUCAGAUACGAUAUUGUUCUUUCAAAAAGUUUUUUUUAUUGUUUUUGUGCUUAAAAGUAAAAAAAAUAAUAUGAUAAUGAAGUACAAGUGGUUUAAAUCACAAUUCCUAGAAAUAACAUCUAUGUAAACAGUAUAUGAAAAUAUUUUCAAGAUAAUUUAUUUCCUAACAAAAUGUCAAGUAAAUUUUAAGUUAUACAAAAGAAGAAAACUAUUGUCUGAAUAUUUUACCCCGUAAAUCUGGUAAUAUUGUCUUACUGUCAGUGUUUUUAAAUUGUUACCCCCGUUAGAAUCAUAGGUCCAUUUAUUCAGUGAUCAAUAAUAGAUGGAGAAUCUUGGCUUGGAAUUAUGUUUACCCCGUUAGAAUCAUGGGUCCAUUUAUUCAGUGAUCGUUAAUAAAUGGAGAAUCUUGGCUUGGAAUCAUGUUUACCCCGUUAGAAUCAUGGGUCCAUUUAUUCAGUGAUCAAUAAUAGAUGGAGAAUCUUGGCUUGGAAUUAUGUUUACCCCGUUAGAAUCAUAGGUCCAUUUAUUCAGUGAUCAAUAAUAAAUGGAGAAUCUUGGCUUGGAAUCAUGUUUACCCCGUUAGAAUCAUGGGUCCAUUUAUUCAGUGAUCAAUAAUAGAUGGAGAAUCUUGGCUUGGAAUCAUGUUUAUGCAGUUAAAUCGUUGUAUUCAGGACCUACUGUUUUGUAGUGAUAUAUUGUUGGAAUGUUUAACACUAGCAGUGUUAUUUCCUUGCAGGCAAGGUUGCUAGGUAAUAAGAACAUAUCUUGAAAACACUCUGUAUUUAUUUUCAAGUUUUCAUCCCCUCAGAAGGGUUUGCGCAUUAAACUAGUCUAUUGUGCUCAUUGAAAGACUUCUGUAAUGGAACAAGUAAAGAAUAAAUUAAUUUCUAAUCUUCAAACAUAUUCACUUUACUGGCAUUUAAUCAUUUACAUGUAUAUUUACAAUUACUAAGAAACUGUCAGUGUACAACCACACCCAUGUGUAGUGCACAGUAUAUUAACUUGCAUGUUUUAAAGAUGUAUGUUAGUGAUAUUUGUACAUUUAAUGUGAUAACUUUGUCAGUGUAUAAUUCAAUAAAUGUAGAAUAAAACAGA